Molecule: messenger RNA, 986 nt
Organism: Dermacentor silvarum
Lineage: Eukaryota; Metazoa; Arthropoda; Arachnida; Ixodida; Ixodidae
Product: acanthoscurrin-1-like
Exons: 3
Coding region: 98-880 (260 amino acids)
Source: RefSeq, a predicted model, not a curated record
AGGGUAUUCACUCUAUGCCUAGCAUCGUUGGUCGCGGACUAGUCGACUCCCCACACGCGAGACACAGAUUCAGUUGAUACAACAAUAUCUUCAGAAAAUGAAGUGCUUUUCUGUGGCUGCUGUCUGUGCCCUCGUGGCCUGCAGCGUCUUCGCUGAGGAUGCCGCAGAGAAAGACAAAGACAUCGAAGGUCGCGGAGGCAUUCUAGGGGGCGGUCUAGGCGCUGGUCUAGGAGCCGGCGGUUACGGCGCUGGUGUGGGACCCGGCCAAGUCGGCGCGGGUCUUGGAGGCGCUGGACUUGGCGGGCUUGGCGUGGCUGGCGGUGCUGGCUAUGGGGGCAUAGGUCUUGCUGGCCCUGCAGUUGCCAAUACUGGACUCGUCGGAACCGGUGGCCUCGGCUACGGAGCUGGUCUCGGAUACGGUGGUCUCGGAUACGGUGGUCUCGGAUACGGUGGUCUCGGAUACGGUCGUCUCGGCUAUGGUGGCGUCGGAUAUGGAAGCGGUCUCGGAAUCGGCCGUCUCGGGUACGGUGGUCUUGGCUACGGAAGCGGCCUCGGCUACGGUGGUGGCUACCAAUCCGGCUACGGCUCUUCGGCUGGGGGUCAGCAGGGAGGAUACCUGGGUGGAGCUAGUGGACUCAACCAGGGUUCCGCCGGCUUCGCUGGUGGUGCUUCUACCGGCAAUGUGAACGCCUACAACCACAAGCAGGGUUACAAUCACGCUUCAGGCUUUUCAGCAAGUGACGGCAAGAGCUUUGGCUCCGGACAGAAGCAGGGCUCCGCUGGAUUUGGAAGCAGCGCUGGUGGGCUCCAGGGAGGAUACGGACAAAAGUCGUUCGGGCAGAACGCCGGCUCUGCCUUCGGUGGUGGAUACCUCGGCUAAAGACUGAACCUGCGUCAUCUUUUCCAGCCCAGCUUCGGAGAUGUUUUGUGGUCACAAAUGGUCUCUGGCAGCUUCCGAGAACUGAAUAAAACUUUCUCCUGCGCGA